This is a messenger RNA of Owenia fusiformis, 2036 nucleotides long. NCBI's taxonomy places the organism in Eukaryota, Metazoa, Annelida, Polychaeta, Sabellida, Oweniidae. The record is from the annotation of a GenBank genome assembly.
AAUACUGUACGCAUACUGGAUUUUACAAUUGAAGAGCCAUACUGGAUAUGCAAUAUCUAGCUGAAUGUAGCAUAUUAGUACGUUUAUCCAUGAUUCAUCACCAUUGAAGAGGUCCAUUCGACACUAUGUUUAUAGUAGUAUUCUCUGAAGAUGUCAUUCACAGCAACAACAGAAUAUAUUAGGAACAUUAUUGUUGAUUAUAUAACCAUCGUUAAGGAUCACUUUUUGAUGAACAAUCGGAGGAGUUGAGCAUUUGGAGGAAGAAAUGGAAACUUGAUGAGCAGCCACAUGUAUUCAGAAGCACCUUUUAUAUCUAGAGAUGUACUUGUCGUAAGGCAUUUGGAAUCUUCAUUGGAAGCUUGAAAGUGCGUCAUACGACAGGUUAUUAGCUAAAGUCUCUAUUUGAGAAUCUACAUCUAACGGAUUACAUCCAUAUAUCAUUAAUUAAUGUCGCCUAAGGACCCUAGCAGAGGUGGUACGUGACAGUGAAACUACUAGAAGCCAAUAAUCAAACAUAUUUCCUGUGUUGAGUGUAGCAAGGAAACAUUAAACAUUAAAAAGAAAGAAAAGAAACAUAAAAUAUCAAUACCUGAGUUAGCAAACGCGAUAUCCAAUCACUGAAUGAGAUACUAGUAUACUUACACAGAAAAGUGGUAUUCAGCUAGACUAUAGAGAAUAAAAGUCACAUCUAACCCUGGCCCUAUGAGGUGUCAAUCUACAUGAGUAACAUACACCUUAAGUAUCGACUAUUUAUUCUUGUUCGGCUUCUACGAUUAAGAGGCAUGGCUGCUAAAUCUGACAUGUAUGACUUGGCAUUUUAUGAUGCUGUCGCUGACAAUAAUCUUGCCCUGUUGAAGACAAUGGGAGAAGGUAGGAGUCACACACUUAAUCGUGAGUUUAAGGUAGUAUGGGAUUCUAACCAUAAAGGGAUGGUCCCAAUACAUCUUGCUACUUAUCGGGGAUAUGAAGACAUGGUAGAGUUUCUCAUAGAGGCUGGGUGUGACGUGAAUGUUAUUACGCCAAAAACACGACGUACACCAGUACAUUAUGCCGUGACUGGGAAUAAUUUGGCAUGUCUGGAGAUGCUACUAAAUGCUGGUGCCGAGGUGAAUAGAUCUGAUGCAUUUGGAAACACAGCAUGUCAUUACGCUGCAGAGGAUGGAUCAUGCGAUAUAUUAGAUUACCUAAUUCUCAGGGCGGCCUGUAUAGAUAUCCCUGACAUGACAAACAAGACGCCAUUAAUGAAAGCUGUUCAAACAGGACAAAUACAAUCUGUUAAGACACUUGUGAAGGCAAAAUGUCACGUGAACGCUCGCAACAUGAAUGGUGACAUAGCACUACAUCUAGCAUGUAGGCUAGCGGACAUGGAUAUAAUAACAUACCUUAUGAUAGCAGGUAGUGAUAAGAAUUGUCAAAAUGAUAAAGGCAGAACACCUCUCAUGGAAGCAAUCAGUUACAGAAAUAAAGAUGUAGUCAGUAAAAUGAUUGAUUAUAACUGUGACCUGAAUUUGAAAGAGUUCAAAUCGGGCAACACAACUUUACAUAUUGCAAUACGACACAAGUAUCGAGAAAUCACUAGCAUAUUACUGGCGACACCUGGUGUGAAAGUUCAACCAAAUGAUUAUGGAGAAUUUCCAGCAUUAGGACUCAUCCUCUCGAAUGACUUAGAUAUGCUCAAAAUUCUCAUACACAAUAACUAUGACUUUGACAUGCCAGGUAAAAUUUACAUCACUGGCAAUAGUGAAUCACUUGCAACAAUUGCAAUGCAACGGUCUCAUUAUAACAUGGUACAAAUGAUCUGUAGUUUAAAUUGUGAAGUUCUGGCGCCAGAUAUUAGCAUGCCUGACUAUCUGAAUGAAUUUACUGAAGGAGUUCCCACUCUGCAACGUGCCUGCAGGAAGUCUAUCAGAGGACGCCUUGGGUAUCGAUUGAUGCAGGGAGUGAAGGACCUCCCCCUUCCAACAAGGAUAAAGGAGUACCUUAUGGCUACAGAACUAACUGGUUUUGAGAUAGAAACAAUAGUAACACCAUUAUAA